Messenger RNA from Dermatophagoides pteronyssinus (European house dust mite), 2799 nucleotides. RefSeq lists its product as uncharacterized. NCBI's taxonomy places the organism in Eukaryota, Metazoa, Arthropoda, Arachnida, Sarcoptiformes, Pyroglyphidae. Gene Ontology annotation, cellular component: nuclear replication fork. The record is from RefSeq and is a predicted model, not a curated record. Gene Ontology annotation, biological process: replication fork processing; double-strand break repair via homologous recombination.
AUGGAAAAUUAUCUACAUUGUGAUCCACAAUUAAAUAUAAAAUUUUGUUCAAUGUUUCGUUUGAUGGAACAAUGUUCCAUAAAUCGUUUAACAUUGGAAACAUUUGCCCAACAACUAUCAAAUACAUUUCACUAUGUUCGUUCUGAUUAUUUUCGACGAUUAAUAAUACAAAAUGAUCGUGAAUAUUGUUGUUCGAUAAAAAAACAAAAACAAACUUGGAUAUUUUUUAGAUUUGUACGAAUUCCUUAUAUCGAUCAAGUGAAUCAAGAUCGACAUUUACUACCGUUGUUUAUGUUUAUUAGAAAAAAUUUCAAUCUAAUACGUUCAGCCACAUUAGAAGAUUGUAAUCAUGAAUUCAAUGUUAAUAUCGAUUUUUUUCAACAAUAUUGUCAACCAAUCAUAGAUUGUCUGGAUUUUCUUAAAAGAUUUUUCAUGAUGAUCAUCCACGAUGAUGUUCAUGAUUCGAAUCCAGAAAAUAGUAAAUGUUUUUUCAUAUUGAAAGAAAUGCGAAAACUUUUACUAUUUAUUGGUCGAUUAUCACAAUUUGAAACAAAAUUUCAAGAAUUUAGUUUUCAUCGUAAAUCCGACGCUGAUGGUUGUUUUUAUCAUCAUUUUCAUUUAACAUUACAAAUAUGGUUAACAUAUUUGGAAAUGUUGUACGCUUUAAAACGUCAAUCAAAUAAAUUUUAUCAUCGAAUCUUUUCCGAAUUUAAUCUAUUGCUGAACAAUGAUCAAGCUAAUGAUGAUUUAUUCAUACAAUGUUUACGAAUAAUUUUAUAUGAUAUUCUGUGUUUUAGUGUGGAAAGAUUUCAACAAAAUAUUCAAAAUGAUAAUGAUUAUUCUUGUUAUAUACAACCGGAUUCAACAUUUACUCCAUUUAUUUGUACAUGUUUUCAAGAAACGAUUUUAUUGUUAAAAUUCAUGUUAAAUAAUAAUAAUAACAAUAAAAUAAUUGUAACCGAUCAAUUUAAUCAAUAUAGUCUUUGGUUAUGGUCAAAUAUGGUACCAUUAUUAGCUAUCGAUUUGAAUCUCACUUAUAAAGAAAUUCGAUUCGAUUUACCGGCAAAUAUUCUGAAAAUUUAUCGAACAAUUUUACGUGAAAUCGAUUGUCAAUAUCCAUCGAUUAAAUCGACGAAUUUAUUGGAUAACGUUGUAAACAUUGAUAAUGAUCAUUUAUUAUCAUCAUCAUUUGAUAAUAUAAUUCAAUCGUUGAUCGAAUUAUUGAUUGAAAUGAUAAAAUUGGAAUUGAUUGCUAGCCAAAAUGAUGAUAAUGAAGAUGAACCGGAUGAAAUCGUUGCUUAUAUUACCUUGAAAAUUACAAUUAUAAACAUAAUAAUAAUGAAUAACAACAACAACAACAACAGACAACAUCAAAGUCUGAAUAUUAUUGAUUUAUUUCUAUCGUUUCAAGGUCAAGAUUCAUUGCAUCAUCAUCAUGGAAAAUGUUCCAACAGUAUCGAUUUAUUUCAUCUAAAUUAUCUUUAUCUUUUAUUCAAGGAUAAUUAUUUAAAGGAUAUUUUUGAAUCAAUCGAUAAUCAUGAUAAUUUAGUCAAAAAAUUUAUAUCAAUAUGGUCAAAACUUUUAAUCAUUAUCGAUGAUAAUGAUCAAAAUGAUUGUGAUACAGAUCAAAGAAAAUAUGAAAAAUUAUUAAUAAUUUCUCGUCGAAUUUAUCGUUGGUUUGAAUCCGAUUCUAUUGUCCUGUUGGAUAAUGGAAUAAUUUUCGAAAAAUUUCUAUCAAUUUUAUACGAUCGUUUUGGAUUGGUCACAUCAAAUUCCGAACGUAUUAAACAUAUGAAUAAUGUUGAUCAAUAUUUUCGUUCGAUGAUUAUAAAAUCACAACAAAUUUUAACAACUAUUAGUCGACGAUAUAGUGCUAUGACAAAAAAUAUUCAUUUCAUUAAUCUACCACCAAAAGAUGUACGAUUAUUAACACGAAUAUAUCGAUCGAUAGCCGAAUUAAUAUCACGAUUAUCACAACAAAUAUAUAUUGUUGGUAAAUCAGAUUGUCUUCUUGUUACCAUAUUGGAAAAUAUAAUCAUUCUACCAACAAAUUGUCAAUUUUUAUUACAAAUAAAAUCAUUAUGGCCUUCAUUAUUUCGUCAAUCAUUUCCAAUGAUUUUUGAAGGUCUUGUACAAUUAGAUCCAAAUGAUCCAUAUCUAAAUCGAAAAAUUCGUCAAUUAAUUUUAAUAUAUUUACCAAUGAUUAGCCAAUAUCUUAACUAUACAUCCAUAAAAACAUUGAUAUCUAAUCGUGGAUCAAAAGUGUACGAAAAUUGGCAUCUGCAAAUAAUUUUGAUUUUGAAAUCAACAUUUCUUCUGGUGCAACGUGAACAAACAAUUACAAAAGAUUUAUAUGAAUAUUUAAAUCAAUUUUGUCGUUUGGAUCAUAUAUCACAUAAAGAUCUAUUGCGGUUAUCAGAGCAAAUAUUUCGUACAAAUAUUACUGAAUUUAAAAUUGGUCAACAUCAACAGCAAACAGACUAUAGAAUGGCAUUGUUUCAAACAAUCAUAUCAUGUUUGAUAGAAAGUUUUAAAAAAUCAAGAUCCAAUAUCGGUGAUGAUGGUAAAGAAGAUCAAGAGGAAGUGAAAAUUUUCAUCGAACAAGUAAUCAGUCCAUUUAUAAAGGCAAAUGCACAAACACGUCCAGCAAAAUUAUUUGAAGUAAUUAAAUUUCUUUUACCAACAAAAGCAAACAGUCAAUGUCCGAUAUUAUUUCAUGAAUUUUGUUUAGAAAUUAAUCGUCAAAUGGAUUAUUUUGAAAGAAUAUCAUUGGGUGCUAAUCAAUUGAUUUUACGGUAA